GCUGCUGCACCAGCCCGGAAGUGAGUCGUUUAUUGACAACAUGGCCGCCGAGCUGGUUUUGGAUUUGGGUAAAAUUCUCGUUUGACAGCCGGCUGCGAAAAAAAAUCUGUUUCUCCGCUCGGGAACGCGUAAAGGAGAUCGAGUUGAAUGAAGGCGCUCGUUAUUCCGCAGAAUGCUGUCACCGAACUGAGGAGCCGCUCAGAGAGUGAAGCCCGAAAUGUCGUUUUUCAAGCGGAAAGCUAAAAGCAAGGAACUUGAGAAAUCAGCAGAUACAAACAUCAACAGAGUCACACCUCCAGUCAGCUCUCACUCCCCGUCAGCAGGACUGAGCUACCACAGUGCCAUCCAGGAAGCUGCCGGGCCCAGCCAUGCAGCGAUCAGCGCCAUCUCUGCCAAUAUGGACUCCUUUGCCCGUGGUCGGACCGCCAUUCUCAAGAAACAGCCGAGCCACAUGGAGGCUGCACACUUUGGCGAUCUGGGUCGUUCCAGUGUGAACUACCAACCAGAAGAGACCCGCUCUCGACUCUCCAAAACAGUAGACCAGGUUCUUCGGGACAAUGUGGCCAUGCCCUACUAUGUCCAGUUCACGGAACUACGGGGUGUCGAUCACCUUGUUCGGUUCUGGCUGGAGGCUGAGCGUUUCCGCUCCACCAGCUGGACGCGAGUUCGGGCACACAGCCUCAAUUCGGUCAAACACAGCUCAUUAGCCGAGCGCGUCCCUGCAUCCCCAGAUGGGGCAGAGCUCCCGGAGCUUUCCCAUCACAUUCCCGACGGCGUCACCCUGUGCAACCAGUACAGCAGCAGUGGAAGCCUUACGGUGCAAGCAGACGGAUUACGGACAGAAUCAGGUUCGAGACCCGGCACCCCGCGGGCAGACACCCCCAACAGACAGACACCUUCAAGGACUGGGGUGCCCUUCAGUCUGCAGCCAAACAGCACCCUGAGAGACCUCUCUGACACACUCAUGAAAAGUAUAGAGAAGGAUGCAGUCUACAUUUUCACCAAGUACAUCUCUCCAGACGCUGCGCAGCCCAUCCCCAUCACAGAACCCAUCAGGAACGGCAUCGUCGCUAAAAUAUGUGGCGAGGACGGACUGGUCGACCCCAACUGCUUUGUCAUCGCACAAUCGGUUGUCUUCUCCAUCUUGGAGCAGCAGCACUUUAGUGAAUUCUUGCGGAGCCAUCACUUCUGUAAAUACCAGAUUGAGGUGUUGACGAGUGGCUCCGUCUUCCUUGCUGACAUCUUAUUCUGCGAGUCGGCGCUCUUCUACUUCUCUGAGUACAUGGAGAAAGAGGAAGCGAUGAAUGUGCUCCAGUUUUGGCUGGCGGCAGACAACUUCCAGAACCAGCUCGCGGCUAAAAAGGGGCAAUACGAUGGCCAGGAGGCGCAAAAUGAUGCCAUGAUCCUCUACGACAAGUAUUUUUCACUCCAGGCUACAAACCCGCUGGGCUUUGGUGACUCUGUGCGGAUGGAGAUAGAAUCCAACAUUUGCAGAGAGGGAGGGCCACUGCCGGACUGUUUCAACACUCCACUCAGACAGGCCUGGACAACCAUGGAGAAGGUCUACAUGCCUGGCUUCCUGUCCAGUAACCUUUACUACAAAUACCUGAGUGACCUCAUCAACUCGGUGCGGGCAGACGAGUUUGUGAAUGUCAACUCUCCAGGUCAGGCCACGCCAGCUGACAACAACCGAACAAGUUCAAACUCCAGCGAAGGAUCUCAGAACCAGCAAGGUGCUAAGAAGGCAGCAAUAAAGAUCUUGAAAAACUUUGACGAGGCAAUAACAGUGGAUGUUGCCAGCUUGGACGCGGAGUCUUUGUACCAGCGGCCGUAUGCUGGAAAAAUGACGUUUGGGAAAGUGAACGAGCUGGGUCAGUUUAUCAGGGAGGCCGAGCCGGAGCCGGACGUGAAGAAAUCCAAAGGUUCCAUGUUUUCUCUCGCAAUGAAGAAAUGGGUCCAAGGCAACUCAGACGAGGCGCAGGAGGAGAUGGCGUGGAAGAUCGCCAAGAUGAUUGUCAACGACGUCGUCCAUCAAACGAAUUAUGACAGCCCCGUGAAGACAACCAAGCUAUGACCCCACCGUGGAACCAAACGACCGUCACUGUCUGCACCUGCUGCUGCAACGGCGUCUGCAGGGAGUGACCAGGACUUGAGUACCAACAAUGCAUUUUAUCUGAUUGUGUCGGCUGUGCACACCUGGGCUGAGGGAAAACUUGAAGUACGUCAUUAUUCCAACUCUGUAACACUAUAAAAGGUAGAAGUGUAGCCGCUGACAGCACGGCGAACGCAGCGUGCACAACUUCGAGGUGGGAAAUUAUGGAAGGUGGCGUGGCCAAGGAGCUCAUCCGUGUGCCGCAGCCUGCCGAACUGUCUAUUAAUAAUGUCAGUGAAGACCGACGGAGGAUAUCGCUGAAGACUCAAAUAUCCUCACAGCACAUCUUUAAUUUGUUUUGUUUUUUUUAAAAACAUUCCUUACUUUUUAGCUGAAAUUCUCUUAAAACGUUGUAGAGGAAGGAAGCUCAGUUCGAUUCCCAGCCUGUCCUUGGAACGGACGCUUCAUCUGUAUCGUCCCAGUCCACCCAGCUUUAACGGUUCCUACAUGGCUGUGGAAAUAACCUGCAAUGGACUGGCGCCCCCUCCAGGGUGAGCCGGAGACUCUCGUCCGCUUCACGCUACUCGAUACAUGCGGAUAAGCACCGAUGGACCUCAGGGCCCGUGCAGGACUUCUGUCUUUCCGUCUUAAAGCAUCCAGCUGAUGAAUGCGUGUAGACGUGCAAAACUGCACAUGCCUGUAGCAGUUUUAUUUGAAGGUUCCCUAAUGCGGGCGGGGCUACCUUGGCUAUUUACAUACUGUAGUACAUCUAUAAAUAUGUUAUCAAGAAGAAGUCCUGAUUGAAUUUUAGACAGCAUCAGUACCUCUAGAAACCUCCUGGUACCUUUACAGACCAUAGAAGAAAAACUCCCAAAGGAACACUCCAAACGUCGCGGUUAAUGUUCAAUAUACAGUCUGUCGAGUUCUGGUUUGGCCCAAAUAUUAAGUGUUUUUUUUUAAUGUGAUUGUUGUCUUUUUGUAUUCAUCAAUGAUGCAAAUUUCCACGACAGGACACAUUGACUGGAAGAGGAAGGUUUAAAAACACAUUUUAGUUUGAGCCUUACCAAGAAGUGGAACCAGAACAGCCUCUUGGUACUGUGUACCACUAAUGUUUUCUGACGUACGUGUACUUAAUCUAUAAUAUAUUUAAGAUGUGGUUGAUUUAAAUACAUAUAUUAUGAAAAUGA
Thalassophryne amazonica is the source of this 3279-nucleotide messenger RNA. It is a transcript of the gene akap10, whose product is annotated as A kinase (PRKA) anchor protein 10. The record is from RefSeq and is a predicted model, not a curated record. Bases 218 to 2074 code for a protein of 618 amino acids. Gene Ontology annotation, biological process: intracellular protein localization. Gene Ontology annotation, molecular function: protein kinase A binding. NCBI's taxonomy places the organism in Eukaryota, Metazoa, Chordata, Actinopteri, Batrachoidiformes, Batrachoididae. The transcript has 15 exons. Gene Ontology annotation, cellular component: plasma membrane.